AUGUCUAUGAACUUCGUGACCUUCAAUCAGGACUACAGCCACUUGGCUGUGGGAACCUCGAGAGGAUUCCGAAUAUACACUACAGACCCAUUUGAGAAUGUCUUCGAGACAAAGCUGGGUGACAUCGCGUUACUGGAGAUGCUCUUUUCAACAUCGUUAGUUGCCCUUAUACUUUCACCACGAAGACUGCAGAUCACAAAUACCAAAAGGCAGUCGACAAUAUGCGAGCUCACUUUCCCCACCACAGUGUUGGCUGUACGAAUGAAUAGGAAGCGGCUGGUGGUCAUAUUAGAAGACCAAAUAUAUCUAUACGACAUAAGCAACAUGAAGCUGCUGUACACAAUUGAGACUUCUCCAAACCCAAACGCUAUAUGCGCUCUGUCACCUUCCUCGGAUAACUGCUACCUAGCCUACCCUCUCCCACAGAAAGCAGCGCCCUCAUCCUUUGCUCCUCCGUCCCAUGCGCCACCAGGCGCUACACACAUUGCUCCUACCAGUGGGGACGUCCUCUUGUUCGACACCCUAAAGCUCGAAGCGAUCAAUGUGGUAGAAGCACAUCGCUCACCUCUAUCAUUCAUCACUGUGAAUGACGCCGGCACCCUUCUCGCAACAGCCUCUGACAAAGGAACUAUCAUCCGAGUCUUCUCCAUUCCUUCCGCGCGCAAGCUUUACCAAUUCCGCCGCGGCUCCAUGCCCUCUCGCAUCUAUAGUAUGUCUUUCAAUACUACCUCUUCCCUCCUAUGCGUAUCCUCCGCCACCGACACAGUGCACAUCUUCAAGCUAGGAGCGCCUCCGCAACGCCGCAACGGAGACGAGUCGUCGAUGCUCUCUACUUCGCCAAGCCAACGCGAACGAAGCAUCAGUCCAGGUGGCAGUGACUCUCAACUUGAUCUCACGCGGUCUGCAAGCAAUGCCUCUGAUUCAGUCUCCACGAAGGGAAGAAACCACAAUGGAUCAUUGCUAGGCAUGAUCAGGCGGACAUCCCAAAAUGUCGGUACAACUUUUGCAGCCUCCAUGGGCGCAUAUCUCCCAUCCGCCGUAUCAGAGAUGUGGGAACCGGCUCGAGACUUCGCUUGGUUGAAGAUACCCAAAGCUCCACCAGCAGCACAAGGUGGGGUUCUUUCCUCGAGUGCUCCACUACGGAGUGUCGUCGCCAUGAGUAGCAACAGUCCACAAGUCAUGGUCGUCACAAAUGAAGGGCACUUCUAUGUAUUCGGCAUUGAUUUGGAAAAGGGAGGGGAAGGGACUUUGGUCAAGGUGUAUGAGAUUGGGGGCGAGAGCGAGCGACUGGGGGCUAGCGUCAUGGAUGAUUGA
This is a messenger RNA of Letharia columbiana, 1314 nucleotides long. RefSeq lists its product as uncharacterized. Gene Ontology annotation, cellular component: phagophore assembly site membrane; fungal-type vacuole membrane; extrinsic component of membrane. Bases 1 to 1314 code for a protein of 437 amino acids. Lineage: Eukaryota; Fungi; Ascomycota; Lecanoromycetes; Lecanorales; Parmeliaceae. Gene Ontology annotation, biological process: protein lipidation; nucleophagy; autophagy of mitochondrion. The record is from RefSeq and is a predicted model, not a curated record. The transcript is spliced from 4 exons. Gene Ontology annotation, molecular function: phosphatidylinositol-3-phosphate binding; phosphatidylinositol-3,5-bisphosphate binding; protein binding.